CAUUAGACCAGAAGAAAUAUAUUCCUCUUCUCUCAUAUUCCCCUGCCAACUUAAGCUGACCCAUUGAAGUCUAUCCCACUGGAAUUCCAAAGCACCAACACUGCAUUCUUUUAGCCUGACUCUCCAAAAGAUGAUCCCAUCCUCAUGAGCUCAGAGAUGAGAGAAGAUCUAAGAGAACCAGCACUUAUCUCUCCACUUUCAGAGGAGAUCAGCCUCCGGCGAGCAUCGGAGCUCAUCAACUCCUCGAUCUCCUCCUCCUACUCCAUUCUCUCUUUCCCCACCAAAUGGCAAUUAAUCCGGGACAAGCUAGAGCAACUAAACUCCAACCUAGCGGCUGCAGCCGACGGCAACUCUUCCACCGACAAUUCGGCACUCACCGCGUUCUUGAAGCCGAUGAUAACGACUCUGAAUGACAUUCAGAUGCUCGCUGAUCGAUGCAGCGAUGAAACUUACAGCGGGGGGAAGCUUCUCAUGCGGAGCAAUCUCGAUGCUGUCUCAUCUAGGCUCGAGCUCAUCAUCAAGCAUCUCACACAAAUAUAUGCUUCUGCAAUUCUCUCCCGAUCCCAAGCCAUUGUUCUGACGAGGCCUGCUGUUGGUGCAAACAGAGAGGACAUGAGGUUUUAUGUAAAGGAUCUCUUCUCAAGGCUAAGGAUUGGAGACUUGGAUAUGAGAUCUCAAGCCUUGACCAUCCUUAAAGAGAUACUUCAUGAAGACCAGAAAUAUGUGAGGAUUGUGGUGCUAGAAACAACUGACAGCAUUAGUCUUCUGGUGAACUUUCUUGAAUUUGGAGACAUGGGUAUUCAAGAGAAGGCUGCAGGGGCUGUCUCAGUAAUUGCCAGCUUUGAUUCAUAUAAAGGAGCUCUUGUUACAGGCGGUGCCAUUGCGCCAUUGGUUCGGGCGCUGGAGAUGGGAAGUGAAGUGGGAAAAGAGGAAGCUGCUCAAGCUCUGAGGAAACUUACUGAGAAUUCUGAUAACGUGUGGUCUGUCGCCGCUCAUGGAGGUGUUACAGUGCUGCUCAAGCUCUGCGGCAAUGCUGAUAGCAGUGGUGAGUUGAUUGGUUUGGCUUGUAAUAUACUAAGGAACCUUAGCAGUGUCGAGGAAAUUAAGAAGUUCAUGGUGGAACAAGGAGCAGUUUCAGCUUUCACAGAGCUUUUGAAAUCAAAGGAAGAAACAAUCCAGAUUCAUGCACUAGAGUUACUGUGUGCAAUGGCUUUGGAGGAUGCCAGCCUUGGGCAUAUGGUGGUUGGAGAAGGGGUCAUUGAGCCGCUCAUGAAGUUAUUGGAUCCAAACUCUUCCUACUCAUUGAAGGCAAGAGAGGUUGCUCUCCGGGCUACCGAGUUGUUCUUCUUCUCAUCGAUAGAUUUGAUCAAUGUUUUGAUGGGCUGCGGUUUCCUUGAUCGGGUUCUCUUUUUCCUAAAGAAUGGUGAGAUAUCUACCCAGGAAUCUGGCCUCAAGAUUGUUUGCCAUUUGUGUGAGAUAUAUGAGGAGGCUAAGAAGGUGAUGGGUGAUGCAGGAUUUAUGGCAGAGCUUGUCAAGUUGCUAGAAGCUAAAUCUUUUGAAGUCAGAGAACUGGCAGCUGAGGUGCUCUGCUGCAUGGUUCCAGUUCAACGAAACUGCAGAAGUUUUAUCCAGGAUGAUCACAGUGUGAAUCAAAUCUUGCGGUUGCUCAAUCCAGAUGAGGAGAAAUCGGUAACAAAUAAGCUUCUGCUCUCAAUCCUGAUGUCACUAGCUAACAGCAGCAAUGGAAGGAGAAAGAUUUUGGCAUCUGGGUAUAUAAACCACUUAGAAAAACUAGCAGAGGCUGAUGUUGUGGAUGCAAAGAAGAUCAUUAAGAGGCUCUCUAGCAACAGAUUUCGGAGCAUUCUUAGCGGAAUAUGGAGUUUGUGAGUUUUAUCAUUAGCACUUCGAAAUUUUUUAAUGUCUAAACUUUAGCUUCUUUUCUUCCCCUCCGGAGUUUCUUUUUUUUUUCAUUAUGAUUUGGAGCAGCUUUUAGUGUAACUUUAUUUUCUUCCCUGAAACAGUAUCUGAAAUAUCACUGCUAAAAAAUUGUUCCAACAUGCUUAAGGUAAAGCUGGUGUUUGCUAAAAAUUUAGAAGGAAAUG
Molecule: messenger RNA, 2102 nt
Organism: Elaeis guineensis (African oil palm)
Lineage: Eukaryota; Viridiplantae; Streptophyta; Magnoliopsida; Arecales; Arecaceae
Molecular function (GO): protein binding
Source: RefSeq, a predicted model, not a curated record